Molecule: messenger RNA, 1804 nt
Organism: Betta splendens (Siamese fighting fish)
Lineage: Eukaryota; Metazoa; Chordata; Actinopteri; Anabantiformes; Osphronemidae
Exons: 5
Coding region: 81-1571 (496 amino acids)
Source: RefSeq, a predicted model, not a curated record
CCUUUCCCGCGCAGUCCGCGGCCAGGUGCCCUUGAGUCGACCCGCCAUUUCACGGACCCGCGACAGAGUCAAGCCUCGUGAUGUCUCCAUUAAUCUUUCUCGUGCGUUGCAAGUUUAUUGUAAACGACUGCACUCGUCGACUCCUGGAGGAUGAACGUACGAGCGAACUUUAUCAGUCGACUUUUAGAAGAAUGGAGGUCCUGCGAAUGAGCCUUGAGUGGGCGAGGGGGGCGCUGAUCAGCGAAGAAGCUGCUGACGAAAUACUGUGUCUCAUAGCUGAUUAUGUCCGAGGAGUGGAACGAGCAUCUCAGGCCGCUCCGCAAGUCUUUGUUGUUGCAGGUAACUAUGAUUACCAAGCACCGUUGGUUUGGGGAGGUCGGGCUCGUUAUUCAAUCACCGCAGAACAGCUGUCAUUCAUGCACUCCGUAGGCUUCACUGCACGUGAGAUUGCAGAUAUUCUAAAUGUAUCUGUGCGUUCAGUAAACUGCCGUUUAAGGGAAUUUAACUUGUCCAGAGUGUCUACGUUCUCGGACAUGCAAGACGCUGACCUGGAUGGCAUUGUCAGAGACUUUGUGGGUGGCAAUGAUCUGAUUGGUCCUGAGUCUGUGAAAGCAUCGUUAAGAUCCAUAGGGCUUAACGUGCAAAUCAGACGGAUUCGUGAAAGCAUGCUACGAAUUAAUCCAGGAGCAUCUGCCCUUCGAGCCCUUUCGCUUAGGCCUGAGAGACAGGUGUUUCAUGUUGCUGGUCCCAAUAGUUUGUGGCACAUAGGUGGAAAUCACAAACUCAUCAGGUGGAGAAUAAUUAUUCAUGGAGGAAUCGAUGAUUACAGUCGUGUUGUGGUCUUCCUUCGUGCUUCAAACAACAACCGCAGCAGCACGGUGUUGGACAGCUUUGCUGAAGCCAUUGUCCGCUACGGAAUUCCGUCACAUGUCAAGACAGUCGGAGGAGAAAAUACCGAUGUGGCACUGUCCUCAGGUCCUCAGCGAGACAGUGUUCUCCAGGGACGGAGUGUCCGCAGUCAAAGGAUUUUGCGGCUCUGGAGUGAUGUGUGGCGUGGAGUGACCAAUGUGUACUACUCAUUGUUUACCCGCCUGGAAAAUGAGGGCAUCAUUAACAUUCACAAUGAAUCACACCUCUGGGCUCUACACUAUGUGUACCUUCCAAGGAUAAACAGAGAUUUAUCUGACUUUGAAAAUCAGUGGAACCACCAUGGUCUGAGAACAGAGAGACACAUGACACCACUACAAAUUUAUGUCAGAGGCUGUCUUCAACAACAGGGCAGAGGUUCUACAGCUUUGCAGGACCUCUUUCCAGCUGCCGCCGCCGCUCCUGCCGCCGCAGCCGCCGCUCCUGCUAUGGCCGCCGCCACUCCUGCUGCUGGCGCCCCUGACUUGGCAUCGCUGUUAGACUGGCCGGCAACAGUUGUUUUGCCAGAUGCACAGCACAAUUUGGACGAUGCCAUAUUGCAGCAGGUUCAAAUGCAGUUUGACCCUUUGGGUGGUUCAAGAUCAGAACUUGGAAUACAAAUACUCCGGGAUGUCAUAUCAUUCUUGGAUUCAGUGGUGCAGUGAUAAUCACAAAGACUGAAUGUGCAGGGGUGUUUCUAUGUUCUAUGUUCUUCUAUACAGUGGGUCUGGGGGUAUUCAGACCCCCUAAAGUUCUCCUUGCACCCAUUUGCUUAAAUCAUAAAGUUCAGUUAUUUGUUUUUUACCCUCGUUAAUGUACACACAGUACCACAUAUCGAGAAGAAAACACAGAAUUGUUGGCAUUUUUGCAGAUUUAUUAAAAAAGAAAAACUAAAAUA